Molecule: messenger RNA, 3216 nt
Organism: Python bivittatus (Burmese python)
Lineage: Eukaryota; Metazoa; Chordata; Lepidosauria; Squamata; Pythonidae
Product: sterile alpha motif domain-containing protein 12-like
Biological process (GO): cell surface receptor protein tyrosine kinase signaling pathway
Cellular component (GO): cytoplasmic side of plasma membrane
Molecular function (GO): protein binding
Source: RefSeq, a predicted model, not a curated record
CUCGUAAGACAAGGAGGGGGAGAGAGUUUUUCCAUAUGGCUCCUGCGCAGUCUUGAACAUGAAUGUGCCUGUUUGGUUGUGUGGCUGCAAGUCAGGAAAGACGAGGACACUCUUGCCUGGAUUUGAAAUCAGGAAAGGAGGAGCAAGGAGGAGACUGGGGAGGGGAGGGUAAAGAGCUGAGAAAUCUCCAGGUAUGUUUGGAGAUUAGCACAAAGACGAGGAACAACUACCACUGAGCCAGGCUGAAGGUGAGGAGAGAAACUGCGAGGGCAGCGUCUUAAAGACCAUUCUAGGUCUUCCAAGUGGACGAGAUUUCAUACCUGGCAUGGAUCCACAACAUCACUGAUCAUAGGAAUAUUUGCCACAUUGAAUUCCACUUCUACAACAUCCCUGAACCCUGUUUCAGCGCAUACUGUCCACGGGCUUCACAACACUGUGUUUGGCUCCUUCAGCCCAUGAUCCUGAUGGAGAGCAACUCUAAGAGGGGAUUAGGAGACUUGAAUGGGAUGGAGGAAUCACAGGGAGAGCCCGCAUGCUCGGAGAAGGGUUUAGAGGAGGAGGAAGCGAGACGGCCGGUGGCGCAGUGGACGGCAGCUGAAGUGUGUGCCUGGCUGAGAGGGAAAAUGUUGGGAGCUCCAAGCAGUCCAUUGCUGGAGGCAGCCAACAGCCAUGCCAUCUCUGGCAAGGCUCUCUUGCGCCUAUCCGAGGAAACCCUGGAGCGCAUGGGUAUAGUGCCAAAGAGCCUGCGUGAGGACCUAUUGCAGGAGAUUCUCCUCCUGCGCAUUCAGCAAGAAAUGGAAGAGUUGCUGGACAUUUCAGAUGAAUAACACGGGAGACCCAGCAGUUAAAAUCACAACUGUCUGGAAAGCAACCAGCCUGAAGCAUCCUCUAGCAUUGGGUACUGCUGUCAGCCAAGCCUCCAGUUGGAUUAUGGGUUCAUGGACUGGAGAAAGAAAACCAGCAACUUUAGACUGGGAAUCAGCUCUCCAUGCCCAGCGCAAGUUAUUUUGCAGAAAAAUAUGGACUUGGAAAAAGAGGCUGUUCUAUUAUUAAUACCCCAAAACGGGGAGAACUGCUGAUAGCUGUUGAAAAUGCACUUCCGCUCUGGGCUGUGGUUUAGACAGAGGUUUUGGGGCAACAGGGGAUGCUGCCAUGGGGGACUGGGAUCCAAUCCUUGGAGAGCAUUCAAGGUUUCCAGUUAAUUUUAAGAAUAAACCUAUUGACAUCAUAUAGUAUCAGGGACAGGCAACCUGGUGCCUGCCAGAUAUAUUGGACUACAACUCCCCAGUGCCUUGACUGUCCCAUGUCUAGGCCUGAUGGGAAGUGAAGUCCAAAACACCUGCAGAGAAUCAGUCUUCCUACUUAUUAAGCUAUGGUAGUUGUUUUUUUAAGAGGUUCAGGAUCAUUUCUGAAACUGGAACAUCAUGAUGGAGGUAGAAUUACAGCCAUAAGGGGAUGGAAAAUGGCCCAAAAAGAUGUUUAAUCAUAGACAGGCAACCACACCAUUUGUACUGUAUGUCAUAUUUAAUGCUCAUCUCUUUUCAAACAAUUACAGACAAUUUGUAUCAUUACCAGGACAGGCAUUAUUUUUCCCUGCUCCAAACUCCUUUUUAUUCCUUGCUUGCUGGAACCUAGAUCCCUCCCACCUUUCCUGGCAACCUUUGGAAAGAACCUGCAGUUCCUAAUUAGGAGACAAAGCAUUGUAUCAGCAUUUUUUGAACUUCCACGCAUUUUAAUACUUUUGCUAUUUGUUAUAUUGAUAUGUGUUAUAAUUUUAGUUGUAAACUAUUCUGACAACAUAUGCUGACUGGCAGAUUGAAUUUUUUUCAAGACCAACAUUUUGUAAAUAAAAUCAUGCACAUUUAGUGCCAACACAAAAGAGACAACAUUUAGAAUCUUACUUCUUAGAUCUCUGUGUUACAUCCUUCCUGGCUCAGGAAGACCCUGUUAUGACCAUCCUGUGUCUAGCACUUGUUUUGAACAGACUCAACUGAGAAUUAGUGAAUUAGUAAAUUAGCCCUCCAAUACUUUAUUUCCAGAAUGAAACAAACACCCAAGAGAUGAGAUAUUAAAAAGCUUGGAAAAAUUUAUUGAAGUUUUAUGUCAUAAUAGGUUUUUGAAGUUUUUAAAUACAAUAAAUAUUUACCAGUAAUAAUAGCAUUUAAUGGAUCAGAAUUCAAAUCCAUUGCCAAACUGUCAACCUCCCACAAUAUGUAAGACAGACAUGAAUCUUAAUGAGGGGUGACAGAUUGCAGAGCAACCCACAAUGACAUUAUACAGUUUCCUAUUGAAAGUUUUUCCACUAACAAUAAUAAUAAUCUGUACAGUCAGUUUUGCUUUGACACAGCUAGUACUACCCAGAAUCUUCUGGGCUGAAUGCUUCAAAAAAUACAAGCCAGACGUUCCCUUGUCCAAGAAGGGUGGGGAACCGUUCCUGGCAGUCAGCACCUAUGAAGACCAAGGCACACACCCUCUUCCCCAAGAGACCCAGUUGUCAUGUUCCCUCCUGGAGAAAAAGCAGGAGAAAGUAAAGCUAUCUCUUCCAAGUUUGGUCCCCCAGGUAUGGUAUAUUACAAAGAACUAAUGAUUCCAUCUUUCACUUGACAGCCUAUAGCUUCUUGAAAAUGCCAAGGUCACAGAGUUACUCAGAAAGCAAGGAAAACCAAUUGGUCCAAUAUUCAUGUUUGGUUAAUUCUUGCUUCCAGACCGAGCCUACUCUGAAAAGGGCACUUAUCUUGCCUGCAUUCCAGAGUCAACUUACAUGCAGAGAAUGGAUUCCUAUCAAUUUUUGCUCUCUUUUAAACUGAGAGAUCAGUUCAAUGGGCGUUGAGUGGGGAGGUCUGGAAUACCAUCACCACUAAACUUUACAUCCUAGGAUUACAUUUCAAGCCAUUUUUGGCACUGGGAGGGGUGGGGUGAGGGACACUGUGGCCUCAUUCUUCACUGAUAGAUGGCAGAUGCCAGGCUUCAUGGAAUCUUUUUAUCCAACACACUCUUUCCUGAAAUCACAGUGGAGAACAGUCAGCAAUCUAUGUGAGGUUUAACCGCCUGAAUGAUUUGCUAAUUCAAAAUGAGCACAGCCCAAAUGCACAAUUUUCAUUGGACUUAUACCAACCACAAAUCAUCAGGAUUCUAGCUAGUCAGCUUUCCACAGGGUUUUUCUUGCUGUUCAUAUCCAGUUCUGAACUGUUCUAUUCUAAUAUACAAGGGCUAGAC